AAAGCUGCAAGUUUUCGCAGUUGGCUAAAAACGUCUUUCAGCAGCGCUGAGCCAGAAAAUUCCUCAGAAGGGCUGUCGUGGCAAGUGUUACCCGCACACACACAUACACAUACUCAUCCAGGUCCAGCCAAUACCCCCGUGGAGUGCUCCAAGUGAAUUUUCAUUGACGAUUCGGGGGCGCAAAAAGCUCUGGCGGAAGAGCGAAAGAGAGAGAGCAGAACAGAGAGAGAGAGAGCGCAACUGAGAGACAACAAAAACAACGAAGCACGGUUCAGCUGCACCCACUAGUGACCACCAGCCAUCCUCGACCUGCGGCAGUGAAAGACUUUGCUGGUCACAGUCCUGCACACAUCAUCCUAAUCAUCGCCAGAGCCCAGGCACUCCAAGCUAACAACCAACAGCCAACAGAGCAAUCCAAGCCAAGGUCUCAGUUUUUUAAGGGGUCUUGAGAUGGGCAAGAAAGACAAGAACAAGGAACCGGCGGACGCUGCACCAGCUGGCGAUGCACCACCAAAUGCCGGAGCCCCGGCAGGAGAGGGCGGCGAUGGUGAGAUUGUGGGCGGGCCACACAAUCCGCAGCAGAUUGCGGCACAGAAGCGUCUGCAGCAGACGCAGGCGCAGGUCGAUGAGGUCGUGGACAUUAUGCGCACCAAUGUGGAGAAGGUCCUGGAGCGUGACAGCAAGCUAUCGGAGCUGGAUGAUCGCGCUGAUGCCUUGCAGCAGGGAGCCUCGCAGUUCGAGCAGCAGGCGGGCAAGCUCAAGAGGAAAUUCUGGCUGCAGAACUUGAAGAUGAUGAUCAUUAUGGGCGUGAUUGGCCUGGUUGUCGUGGGCAUCAUUGCAAAUAAACUCGGCCUCAUAGGCGGGGAGCAGCCGCCGCAGUACCAGUAUCCCCCGCAGUACAUGCAGCCACCGCCGCCGCCGCCGCAGCAGCAGCCCGCCGGCCAGUCGUCGCUGGUGGAUGAUGGAGGAGCAGGCGCCGGCGCAGCAGCAGGCGGCGAUCAUGGAGGCGUAUAAGUGACCCAUAUCCUGGCCGCAUUGAUGAACGUUUCUCGAUGAUAAAUAAUGCCACCACCCCUCAUCCCAGUGGCGGCGGCGAAACAACAACAACAAAACCCGAAUCCCCAUAAAAAAAGGAAAUCUCAGUUAAACUAGAAAAUCUCGAGAAUUGCAAGGAACUCAGUAAUAAUUUCCACUUAAACGAUGAGCACGAGUUGGUGUGUGGAGAGGUUUUAAGUACUUACGUCAUAAUAUUAAUACUAAAUCUAAAAGGGAAGACGACGCUCCGGACAAAUUAAAGUUGUUGCUAAUUUGUUUAUGGUUACAUUAUUUCAUGCAUAAAAAAAGCGGUAUAUAUAUAUAAAUAUAACAUAAAAGAAUAUAAAUAUAAAUAUAAAUAUAUGGAACUUGAAUAUUACGAGUAACCCCGAAAACCAAACCGAAACCGAAACCAAACCAAAACAAAUCACAUACUAAUACUAUACGGAACUGGGAUCUCUGCGCUGCACUGGCAACAAGGAGCGCCAGUGGCAGCAGGAGGGCCAGGCGCCAGGUCGCUUUCCAAUGUUCGCAGCUCUUUGAACUCAGUUUCCUUAGCAAAAAACAAGACAAGUAAAGAACGGAACGGCAAAAAACCAAAGAAAUCUAAGCUUUUGUUCCUAAGUAAAGUUACGCAGAUAUGUGCGAGUAUUCGAAAAUGUAUAAUCCAAAAAAGAAAGAAAGAAAUAACAGCAAUUAAACAUAUAGAUAAUUGACAUUGACUAUUAAAUGUAUUCAUGGAACUUUACUGUGCAACAAACUUAUAUAGAAAGAAGGGCAUAUAAAACCAAAGAACUCUUGAGAUCUAGUGAAAAUAUACAAUGCAAUUUAAUUUGCCAUUUCAUUUGUUUAUGUGCAAUCAUUAUAACGGUAUUUACGCGAUUGAAAUUGAAGAUGCAAGAUGAAACCGGACAGUUCAACGAUUAAAUUAAGCGCUAGACACACAAUACGUUACGUUAUCCAAAGGAAGUUGUUUAUUUAACCGAGCAAGGCAGAGGCAGUUACCAAUAUGUAUGUAUAUUUCAAUGUUACGAGUAAUAGAGGAGUCGGAUUCGUAGAGCCUAUAUAAACAUAAAUGUACGUACGUGUAACGAUAUGAUGAUAUUUAGAUCUCACACACUCCACGCCACAGUUCACACACAAACACACUCCACCAAAGCCCAUCCGGACGGACGCAUAGAGAAAUACAUAAAACUUUGCCGCACAUAUUGUACUUAUACCUUGUUCUAAAAAUACAAAAAACUAUACUACAAUUAAAGUGUAUUAUUACUAAUUGAUUCAACAAGCGCCUGCCCAAAGUGCUACUUUGCCUACUAAAAAAAACACAAAACACAUUUUGGGGCACAAACAAAUCGACGAGAAUAAAUAUGUUAAAUUACGAAAAUAAAACAAAAAAAGGAUAUAGACGAUGAGAGGUGGGUUCAAUCGAAAAUCCAAUUCCAAAUGCAGGUAUUUUUAGCAAUAUUCGUAGCGUGUACAAUAUGUCGCUCCCCUUAAAGCUUAUUAGUAAAUCUCGUUCAAUGUCCAUUUCGUACUCACCCAGACGACACUUCACAUGCAUAUAACCAUUAUCAGAUAUAAAAAUCCAAUAUAUGUAUGUAAUAACCAGCAAAAUGACAAGUGUUUAGAAAAGCGUUUCGAUUUUUGUUUCGAUUUUAACCGAAAAGAGAAAAAAAACCAAAAACACAAAAUGUAUACACAACCAAAAACCACAAAGACACCUAUGAGAGUCCCCGAAGAUUGAAAUAAGAGACAGGACUUCUGGAAUUUCGGUUCACGGAGGGAAGACGGGCAGAGGAGUUAAGGGAAAGAUGUAAGAAAACCAGAAGACAAGACAAAACAGACGGAAAUGAGAGUAUAUAUAUAUAUAUAUGAACCGUAUAUAAACAAUAAUAUUACUAAUUAAUUUAAUGAUUAAUUGCA
Molecule: messenger RNA, 2958 nt
Organism: Drosophila kikkawai
Lineage: Eukaryota; Metazoa; Arthropoda; Insecta; Diptera; Drosophilidae
Source: RefSeq, a predicted model, not a curated record